This is a messenger RNA of Geodia barretti, 324 nucleotides long. The record is from the annotation of a GenBank genome assembly. NCBI's taxonomy places the organism in Eukaryota, Metazoa, Porifera, Demospongiae, Tetractinellida, Geodiidae.
CACCCAGAGGAAGGAGAAUUUGGACAAUGAUGAAAGAGCCCACCAGAUGGUAGCUAGCUAUACAGUUCUCUUUGAGUCUGUCUCAAGCUAUGACAGAGUGGAGACAGAUCCUUACUUCAAGAUCAUCGCUAGUUUGCUGGCCGAGGACCUUUGUGAAGUAGGGUGGAUCGUGGAGAGAGCAACACGUGCUGCUGGUGUGGCAGUCUCUACCAUCCCAGAGAGCAUCGUUUGAGUGUGUUGGUGUAUCAUCCUCGGACCACACGCAAACCAGACUCACAGAAGUAGUCUUCUCCGACAAACGGUUGAAUGCUAACGGUACCAGUC